GUGACAUAUCUUGCCCUUUCAUCACAUCUUUUUCACUUUCUCGUCUGGAAGGGAAUUUUUAAGGUGCAGGAUGUGUGAUGCUCUUCAAUCUAGUCAGCAACGAGUUAUGCAAGGAUGAUGGCUAUAUAUAUGAAACCACAAUCAUCUAAGUUGACGUGAAGUGUUUUUUCCAUCCGGCAUUCCUGCAACUUCAAAAGAUUAUUUGUGGCUACAAAGGAACGAUGUGAUGGGCACCAUAUCAUAUGAAGAAUUCACCGGGAGUUGCCUCGAAUUCCUCAAGCUGUCGCAGGAGCUUCGAGAUGGUUGGGAAGCGAAAGGUGAUGCCCUACAAGAAGGAAACUUUUACCUCAUGAAGUUGGAACGCAUUGAAGAUGUUUUACGAGAUUGCCCUCCUCCACGUGAGAAAUGUGACAGUGAUAAAGAUGGGAAUACUAAAGACAAUAUAGGAACUAUUGACAUUAUGGAAGACUGUGAAGAACUGUGCCUGGAAGAUCCUUCAGCCAUUGACAAUACAUGUUCGAAGACCAUCAUAACAUACGAAUAUCACAUCACUUACAGUAUCAGCUAUUCUGUGCCUGUGUUGUAUUUCAAUGCUUACAAUCACUCGGGGAAACUUCUGACGCUUCAGGAGAUGUGGAGAAGGGUAAGCCCACAACACAGCGAACAGAUCCUUCACCAGAAAUGGGAGAGCCUGACGCAACAAGAGCAUCCCGUGCUUGGGAGACCUUUUUAUCAGCUACACCCAUGCAAUACGGCGAAAUUAAUGGCUGAGUUUAGUAAAGGUCGUAAAGAUUUAGCAACUGUGAAAGGCCUAACGUACAUGAUAAGCUGGUUGAGUACAUUUGGACAAGUUGUUGGUCUGAAACUCCCAAUACUUUAUUUCCAGUGCCAAUAAUUGUUAGGGAGGUUUAUAAAUUGCAUUAUUGAUUAAUAUUUGAUCUCUUUUACUAGUUAUGAUUUAGUUUUACAAAAGUAUGAAGUUUGGCAUACAUCAGAUAUUGUUGAAAAUUGAUACAACUAGAUAAAGAACAUGCAAUAUAUUUACCUUUAUAUCCUUAUUAUGCUUGUAGGUUGUUAAGAAGAUAAUAGAUGCCAGUAUUUUUUUCAUAUUGUUUUAAAUCUGUAAUAUGAAUCCACUGCAUUCUGAGUCAUGAGUAAUGUCUUUUGAUAUAUUUGUACAAAGCUAGGCUUGUAUUCCAUUAUAAUGUACUUAUAAAGAGAGGGACUCUGUUUGAAAUCCAACUGUGUUACGCUGUUAUCUAAAGAUACAGGUCUAUACAUUCAAGUAUAAAAUGAAUUUCAUAUUUGUCUUUUGCCGCCUGCAACUGCGUUCUUUCAAUUUUGACCUGGAUGUAGAACAGUUAUACUUUGAUAUAAGAAAUCUAUCAAAUCAUUUAAAUAUCACGCAUAUGAAAUAAUUCGUUUCAGUAUCUGUAUAAAGAGAAUAUAUCUAGUCACUCUGGUUAAA
Messenger RNA from Penaeus vannamei (Pacific white shrimp), 1468 nucleotides. It is a transcript of the gene Atg10, whose product is annotated as Autophagy-related 10. The record is from RefSeq and is a predicted model, not a curated record. Gene Ontology annotation, biological process: macroautophagy; protein modification by small protein conjugation; protein lipidation. Gene Ontology annotation, molecular function: Atg12 transferase activity. NCBI's taxonomy places the organism in Eukaryota, Metazoa, Arthropoda, Malacostraca, Decapoda, Penaeidae. Gene Ontology annotation, cellular component: intracellular anatomical structure.